Messenger RNA from Anoplophora glabripennis (Asian longhorned beetle), 3364 nucleotides. RefSeq names its product presequence protease, mitochondrial. Gene Ontology annotation, cellular component: mitochondrial matrix. The record is from RefSeq and is a predicted model, not a curated record. Bases 138 to 3215 code for a protein of 1025 amino acids. NCBI's taxonomy places the organism in Eukaryota, Metazoa, Arthropoda, Insecta, Coleoptera, Cerambycidae. The transcript has 3 exons. Gene Ontology annotation, molecular function: metal ion binding. Gene Ontology annotation, biological process: protein processing.
GAACGGGAACGUCUGUCGCAUUUCGUUGUGCAAUUUGUUGUAUUUGUAUUCUAUUUGAGGUUAUGUAAACCGACGUUUGGAAGUGAUUUUUCUGUAAUAACCAUUAAAAGCUGUAGUGUCUAAGAAAUAUAACAGUAAUGUGGUCAGGAAGAAUAGCCUCAUAUAUUAAAAAGACAUCAUCACUGACAAAAAUUAUAAGAAAAUUUUCACAAAUUCCUAAAGCCAAAGCAGAAUACGAGGGUUCUGACAUACAAAAUUUUCAAAUAGGAGAACGUUAUCAUGGAUUUCAGGUAAAGGAUCUCAAAGAUAUACCAGAAUUUCGAAUAAUAGCAAUACAUCUUGUACAUGAAAAAACGAAUGCACAGUAUUUGCAUCUAUACCGAAAUGACAGCAAUAAUGUAUUUUCUAUUAAUUUUCGAACUACACCGAUGAAUAGCACAGGCCUGCCGCAUAUAUUAGAGCAUACUGUAUUAUGUGGUUCAGAGCUUUAUCCUGUUCGAGAUCCCUUUUUUAAAAUGUUGAACCGUUCACUGGCUACUUUUAUGAAUGCCAUGACAGGAUCAGAUUAUACUCUGUAUCCUUUCAGUACCCAAAAUUAUUCAGACUACAAAAACCUACAAAAAGUGUACUUAGACGCUGUCUUCAGACCUAAUCUCAAAGAACUAGAUUUUAUGCAAGAAGGUUGGCGAUUGGAAAAUGUUGAUCCAAAUGACAUAAAAACCGAUAUUAUUAUCAAAGGUGUUGUGUAUAAUGAGAUGAAAGGGGUAUUUUCCGAAAAUGAAAACAUUUUCGUCCAGAAACUACAGAAUUUGAUUCUACCAGAUCAUACAUAUGGUGUUAUAUCCGGCGGUGAUCCUAUGGAGAUACCAAAUUUGACAUGGAGCGACCUCAAAAGAUUUCAUGUAGACCACUAUCAUCCCAGUAACUGUAGGUUUUUCUCAUAUGGCAAUUUUCCUUUAAUACCUACUUUGGAAUAUCUCAAUACUGAGUACUUGAGUAAACAUACACAAUCGUUAACCUCAAAUACCAAAGUCCCCAAACAGAAACGUUGGCAAGAACAAAAAAAGGAACAUGUGGCUUGUAGAUUUGACACCAUGGGCGAGCCGUUUGAAAAACAAAAUACAACCUCUGUGUCCUUACUGUUAUCUGAUAAUACAGAUGCAUACGAAACAUUUCUGAUGCAAUUCCUUACAGAACUGUUAAUCAAAGGCCCCAAUGCUCCACUUUAUAAGUCGAUGAUCGAACCAAAUUUCUCCGGAGGAUUCACGCCAUCUACAGGCUUUGAUGCCCAACCAAGAGAUACAAUUUUUACAGUCGGUUUACAAGGACUAAAAAAUGAAGAUAUGGAAAGAGUCGUGAAAUUGUUUGAUGAAACAAUUAACAGUGUAAUUGAGAAAGGCUUCGAUCCGCAGCAUAUUGAAUCAGUAUUACAUCGAUAUGAGCUUGCUAUUAGACACGAAACAAAGAACUUUGGACUGAAUUUACUGUUUGGUAUCACUCCUACAUGGAACCAUUCUGAUAAAGUAGUGCCUUCCCUCCAGGUUAACCAGCUUAUCGAACGAUUUAGAACAGAACUGAAGAGUAAUCCUAACUAUUUGCAACAACUCGUCAAGCAAUAUUUUAAGGAAAACAAACAUCGCUUAGUUCUAAGUAUGUCUCCAGAUAAAAAUUAUGAAGCAAAUCUUGAAAAAGCCGAAAAACAAUUAAUAAAAAGUAAAACAAAGGGCUUGUCUGAUAAAGACAAAAAGGCUAUAUAUGAAAAAUGUGUAGAACUGCAAAAGGAGCAACAAAAACCUGCAAAUACUAAUUUACUUCCUACCCUCACAAUAGAUGAUAUAAGUGAUGAGGUGGAAAAAGUGGAUAGAGUUCAUGUUACUCUUAACAAUGUUCAAACGCAAAUAAACAAAGUAAAUUCAAAUGGUGUUGUGUAUUUCAAAGCCAUUCUAAAUACCAAUGACUUAUCCCCUGAGGAACAAAUGCUUCUUCCAUUGUUCUGCUACGUUAUAAACAAAUUGGGAACUAAUAAACUAAAUUAUCGAGAAUUUGAUAGUUUGGUUAACCGAAAAACCUCUGGUCUGGUAUUCAACAAUCACAUUGCCGAGAGCCUUUUCCAUCUCCAUAGUUAUGAACCUAGUAUUUUCCUAUCUAGUCAUUGUUUGGAAAAGAACGUGGAGAGUAUGUGGGACAUCUGGACCCAGGUAUUUGGAAUUUGUGAAUUGCUAGACGUUCAGAGGUUCCAAAUGUUGGUACAAUUGUACAUGGCCAAUUUAACUCAUGGUGUUGUGGAUUCCGGACAUAUUUAUGCUAUGCAAGCGGCUGCUAGUCUAGUUUCUGGAUCUGCUUACCAAGUAGAGCUUCUCUCAGGCUUACAUCACAUUUCCUACAUGAAGAGACUGAUCCACACUUCUAACUACAAGGCUAUGUUAGCAGAAAUUGUAAAUAUCGCGAAAUUACUUUUUGACAAGAAGAAAAUGAGGGUGGCAUUGAACAUAUCUGCAGAUACUCAGACUGACUUCCUCCGCAGCUACGAAAACUUUAUUAACGAUUUACCUGAAUGUUCGCAAUCAUUAACUCCCGCAACAGAGAACACGUACAUAACCGGCAAGGUGUGGGCUCCAACAGAUGCAGUUAACUGCCAACAUCACAUCCUGAAUGUACCAGUAAAUUAUUGCAGCAAAUCUGUUCUCACGGUUCCAUACACACAUCCAGAUUACCCAAAAUUAGCCAUUUUAGCUAGGUUGGUUCAAUCUAAGUACCUUUUAUCAGAACUGAGAGAGAAACAAGGAGCUUACGGUGGUGGGGCGAGGUUGAAUCCGGACGGAGUAUUUUCCUUUUAUAGUUACAGGGAUCCCAGGAGUUUGGAAACUUUAGAUAUUUUUGAUAAUACUUAUAAAUGGUUGACUGAAAAAAUUGACAAAAUCAAAGUACAAGAUGUAUUCGAAGCAAAAUUGGGCGUCUUUCAGUCUGUCGAUGCACCAGUUCCUCCUAGUCAUAAAGGUUGCGAGGAGUUUCUAAAGAGACUAACACCUGAUAUUAAACAGAGGUACAGGGCAGAUUUAAUGAUAGUAGACAAGGACGGUAUUGAGGAGGUUGCUGAUAAGUAUUUGAGUGAAAAGAACGUAUUGAACACUGGGAAAGUUGUGAUCGGACCGAAAAACGAUAAGAUGGAGGUGUCUAAGAGGGAGAAUGAGUUAUGGACUGUUAUGGAUGCUUAAUUGUGCCUGUACUGUACUGUUAUCAUUGUUUUUGUUGUUUAAUGAACAUCUGUUUUUGUUACUUUUAUGCCUGGCUGUAUUGUAUUUUUUAUAUUUAUGAAUGGUAAGUUAAAUUUUAUAAUCGGUAUAUAUCUCGGAGAAUGUCAAUA